Molecule: messenger RNA, 1215 nt
Organism: Pollicipes pollicipes
Lineage: Eukaryota; Metazoa; Arthropoda; Thecostraca; Pollicipedomorpha; Pollicipedidae
Product: rho GTPase-activating protein 20
Exons: 8
Coding region: 244-1215 (323 amino acids)
Molecular function (GO): GTPase activator activity
Source: RefSeq, a predicted model, not a curated record
UCCAGCUCGCGGCGGCGCCGACGUCCGCGCUCGGCGCUGCCCGUGAACGUGAGCGUGAGCGUGGUCCGUAAUCGCCGUCCGUGAUCGGCGAUCCGUCGCCGGUGGUCCGUGAUCCGUGAUCGUGUCGUGACGCCGGCUGGCGAUGUUGGCGCUGGCGAGCUGCCGUGACCACGUCGGGAGCCGUCGGCACCGGCCCGCGGCGGUCACUGGCGCCCUCUGACCCGCUGACGGGAGCCGCCCGCCAUGGUGGCCACUCUGUGCGGCGCGCUGUCGCACGUCCUCGACUGGGCCUCAUGGCUCUGGCCGCUCCUGGUAUCGACGCCCGGGGACGGCCUGUCCGAGCUAGAGCGGGUGCAGGAGCUGUUCCCGUCGGACGAUCUGGGCCUGCUCAGCAGGGACGCCUCUGCUCAGCCAAUGAAGGGCCUCAUCAGGAAGAGAUCGGCCCCGGCCAGCCGCCUGCAGCGGGCGCUGUCGGCCAAGGCGCAGCGGCCCUCGUCGGUCGAGCGGUCGCCGGCGCGCGCCGCCGAGGAGCGCGAGCGUAGCUCCCCACCCGAGCCCGGCCGCCGCCGCCAGCUUGUCAUGGAGUCUGCCGUCACGUUCACCGCGGGACUGCAGUCACAAGACCGCCACCUCUUCCUCUUCACCGACAUGCUGCUGGUGGCCAAGGUGCGCUCGGGCGGCAACUUCAAGCUGAAGGACAAGGUGCGCCUGUCGGAGAUGUGGCUGACCUCCUGCCUGGACGAGGUGGCCGACGUCGCGCGGGACCCCGGCACGUCGCUCGUCAUGGGCUGGCCCACCACCAACGUGGUGGCCACCUUCAGCGGCGGCCCAGUACGCGACGCCUGGCUCGCCCAGCUCACCCAGCUGAUCGCGGCGGAGCGCGAACUGGAGCCGAAGACGACCGCCAUCCAGCUGGUGUACCGCGACCCGAUCAGCAGCGUCGACCUGAGCCAGACGCUGAGCGUAGCGCCGUCGACGACGGCGCGCGAGUGCGUGCGCAGCGCGCUGGCCGGCCUGGAGCGCCCGGCUCGCUCCGAGCUGCGGACGCUAUCGCCGUCGCCGGAGCCGGCCAAGAAGAAGAAGAUGCCGAAGAAGUCGCCAAUCCGCAUCCACCGCGUGUUCCGCCGCACCAACAGCAAGCCGGACAGCGGUGAGGUGCUCGGCACCAUCAGCGGCGCGGCACCAGCCCCCGAGCGCUCGCGACACACCUCAUGA